Molecule: messenger RNA, 6012 nt
Organism: Callithrix jacchus (white-tufted-ear marmoset)
Lineage: Eukaryota; Metazoa; Chordata; Mammalia; Primates; Cebidae
Source: RefSeq, a predicted model, not a curated record
CGGCCCCAACUGGGGUUCGCGAUGCAUUGUGUGGCCUUCGGGGCCCUCUUUUCCUGGCCUGGUAACUGGCUCUGGGACCUGCGGGUAGGCCUUUGACGCCGAGAGGAUGUGGCUUCCCUGAUCCCAAAGCCGGGCCUUUUCCUGGAGCUGGGAACCGGAUCAUCUAGCCUUACGCGGGGGCACGACCAUGCUAACUGGCUUCAUUGUUUAUAUUUAAAAUCCUUUUAACUGAGGGAUGAACGAACCUCGCAGGCCGUGGGCAUCCGCAGGGACAGAUGCACUCUGUGUAUCCUUAAAACAAGUGCAGUUGAGUGUCCACUGACAAUUGAAUGUCCCUAAAGAGCUUAGAGCCGUCAUAGCAGGGCCCUCCUCAAUGUAUUCAAUUCGAGAACAUUAAUUUUGCUCUCUGAUUUGCAAGGAUUGGUGUUGUCAUCUUUUUCCUUGACUUUGCCCACAUUCCAGGGUUUCUUAACAAAUGCCUUUGAUGAAUUCAUUCUGGGCAGAGCUGGAAUGUCUAUCUUUAGGCAUUCUUGUCUGCACAGAAAAAUAGUCAAUAAAAGAAUUCCAAUCAGAAGAAUAUCUUCAGAUCAUUACAGAAGAAGAGGCAUUGAAAAUAAAGGAGAAUGAUAGAUCACUUUAUAUCUGUGACCCUUUUAGUGGCAUUGUCUUUAAUCACCUCAAAAAGCUUGGCUGCAGAAUCGUUGGUCCUCAAGUAGUCAUAUUUUGUAUGCACCACCAGCGAUGUGUCCCAAGAGCCGAACAUCCAGUUUAUAAUAUGGUUAUGUCUGAUGUAACAAUAUCUUGUACAAGUCUGGAAAAAGAAGAAAGGGAAGAAGUUCAUAGAUAUGUACACAUGAUGGGCGGACGAGUAUACAGAGACCUUAACAUAUCAGUAACUCACCUUAUUGCAGGAGAAGUUGGUAGCAAAAAAUAUUUAGUUGCUGCAAACCUGAAGAAACCUAUUUUGCUUCCCUCUUGGAUAAAAACACUUUGGGAGAAGUCACAAGAGAAAAAAAUAAGUAGAUAUACUGAUAUAAACAUGGAAGAUUUCAAGUGUCCUAUUUUUCUUGGUUGCAUAAUCUGUGUGACUGGUUUAAGUGGCUUAGACCGGAAGGAAGUUCAGCAACUCACAGUUAAGCAUGGAGGUCAAUACAUGGGACAAUUGAAAAUGAAUGAAUGUACACACCUCAUUGUGCAAGAACCAAAAGGUCAGAAAUAUGAAUGUGCCAAGAGAUGGAAUGUACACUGUGUGACCACGCAGUGGUUUUUUGACAGUGUUGAAAAAGGUUUUUGUCAGGAUGAAUCCAUGUACAAGACAGAACCAAGACCAGAAGCAAAGACUAUGCCCAAUUCUUCAACUCCUACUGGCCAGAUCAACACAAUUGAUAGUCGUACUCUUUCAGAUGUCAGCAAUAUUUCCAACAUAAAUGCAAGUUGCAUAAGUGAGUCGAUAUGUAAUUCACUUAACAGCAAACUGGAGGCUACCCUUGAAAAUCUGGAAAAUCUGGAUGUGAGUGCAUUUCACGCACCUGAAGAUUUAUUAGAUGGUUGUCGGAUAUAUCUUUGCGGUUUUAGUGGCAGAAAGCUAGAUAAACUGAGAAGACUUAUUAACAGUGGAGGUGGAGUUCGUUUUAACCAGCUUAAUGAAGAUGUAACUCAUGUUAUUGUGGGAGAUUAUGAUGAUGAAUUGAAGCAGUUUUGGAAUAAAUCGGCGCACAGGCCUCAUGUAGUGGGAGCAAAGUGGUUGCUAGAGUGUUUCAGUAAAGGUUAUAUGCUUUCUGAAGAACCAUAUAUCCGUGCUAAUUACCAGCCAGUGGAAAUUCCAGUUUCAGAUCCGCCUGAAAUUAAAGCAGCUGUUUUAAAAAAGAAGAACAGCAGCUUCUCUAAGAAAGACUUUACUCCUAGUGAAAAGCAUGAGCAAGCUGAUGAAGAUCUGCUCUCUCAAUAUGAAAAUGAUAGCUCUACAGUAGUUGAGGGUAAGAAGUCUGAGGCUGAGAAGUUUGAAGUUAGACCCUUUAAUGAUUCUACUCAUGUUGAGCCCUUGAAUGAUUCUACUCACAUUUUGCAAGAAGAAAACCAGUCUUCUGUCAGUCAUUGCUUCCCUGAUGAUUCUACGGUUACUGAAGAAGGCUUAUUUAGCCGAAAGAGUUUCCUCGUUUUGGGUUUUAGUACUGAAAAUGAAUUUAACAUUGCAAACAUCAUAAAAGAAAAUGCUGGGAAAAUCAUGUCCCUUCCAAGCAGAACUGUUGCUGACUAUGCUGUGGUUCCCCUGCUGGGGUGUAAGGUAGAAGCCACCGUGGGAGAAGUUGUUACAAAUACGUGGCUGGUUACUUGCAUAGACUAUCAGACUUUGUUUGAUCCAGAGUCGAAUCCUCUCUUCACACCAGUCACAGUAAUGACAGGAAUGACUCCUUUAGAGGAUUGUGUUAUAUCAUUUAGCCAGUGUGCUGGAGCAGAAAAAGAGUCUUUAAUGUUCCUAGCAAACCUCCUUGGAGCAAGUGUUCAAGAAUACUUUGUUCGCAAAUCCAAUGCAAAGAAAGGCAUGCUUGCCAGUACUCAUCUUAUAUUAAAAGAACCUGGUGGCUCUAAAUAUGAAGCGGCAAAGAAGUGGAAUUUACCUGCAGUUACUAUAGCUUGGCUGUUGGAGACUGCUAGAACGGGAAAGAGAGCAGAUGAAAGCCAUUUUCUGAUUGAAAAUUCAUCUAAAGAAGAACGAACUUUGGAAACAGAAAUAGCAAAUGGAAUCAAUCUAAAUCCAGAUACUGCAGAGCAUCCUGGCACACACUUGCAAACUCAUAGAAAAACCAUCGUUACACCUUUAGAUAUGAACCGCUUUCAGAGUAAAGCUUUUUGUGCUGUGGUCUCACAACAUGCCAGACAGGUUUCAGCCUCCCCAGCAGUAGGACAACCACUUCAGAAGGAGCCCUCAUUACACCUGGAUACACCAUCAAAGUUUCUGUCCAAGGACAAACUCUUCAAGCCUUCCUUUGAUGUGAAGGAUGCACUUGAAGCCUUGCAAACUCCAGGAUGUCCUAGCCAACAGAAAAGGAAACUGAGUACACCGCUCUCAGAAGUCAUUGUCAGAAACUUGAAACUUGCUUUGGCAAAUAGCUCUCAUGAUGCUGUGGCUCUUUCUGCCAGCCCCCAAUUGAAAGAUGCCCAGUCAGAGAAGGAAGAAGCCCCAAAGCCACUCCACAAAGUAGUGGUAUGUGUUAGUAAAAAACUCAGUAAGAAGCAGAGUGAACUAAAUGGGAUUGCAGCCUCUCUAGGAGCAGAUUACAGAGUCUUGCUGUGUUGCCUGGACUGGAAUACAGUGUCUGUUCACAGGUGGAGUUUUGAUGAAACAGUGACUCAUUUCAUCUAUCAAGGGCGGCCAAAUGACACAAAUCGGGAGUAUAAAUCUGUGAAAGAAAGAGGAGUACAUAUUGUUUCAGAGCACUGGCUUUUAGAUUGUGCCCAAGAGAAUAAACAUCUUCCUGAAUCUCUUUAUCCACAUACUUAUAAUCCCAAAAUGAGCUUGGAUAUCAGUGCUGUGCAAGAUGGCCGACUCUGUAAUAAUCGAUUACUCUCAGCUGUGUCUGCAACAAAGGAUGAUGAGCCAGAUCAUUUGAUUUUAGAAGAAAAUAAUGUAGACAAUGUGGCGACCAAUAAUAAAGAAUCAGCAUCAUCAAAUGAAAAUGGAAGGAAUUACUCUAAAGGAGUUCUGACACAGACCUUAGAGAUGAGAGAGAACUUUCAGAAGCAGUUACAGGAGAUAAUGUCUGCAACAUCAAUAGUGAAACACCAAGGGCAGAGGACUUCCCUUUCAAGAAGUGGCUGUAACAGCGCAUCUUCAACCCCUGACAGCACUCGCUCUGCUCGCAGUGGACGAAGUAGAGUCCUAGAGGCACUGAGGCAGUCUCGUCAAACAGUACCUGAUGUCAACACAGAGCCCUCCCAAAAUGAACAGAUCAUUUGGGAUGACCCUACAGCAAGGGAGGAGAGAGCAAGGCUCGCCAGCAAUUUGCAGUGGCCUAGUUGUCCCACACAAUACUCUGAGCUUCAGGUUGACAUUCAAAACUUGGAGGAUUCUCCUUUUCAAAAGCCUUUACAUGAUUCAGAAAUUGCUAAACAGGCUGUCUGUGAUCCUGGAAACGUACGUGUGACAGAAGCCCCCAAACACCUGAUCGAUGAAGAACUGGAAACUCCCAUAAAAGACAGCCACCUGAUUCCUACGCCUCAAGCUCCCAGUAUUGCCUUUCCACUCGCCAACCCCCCUGUGGCUCCACACCCUAGAGAAAAGAUUAUAACAAUAGAGGAGACUCAUGAAGAAUUGAAAAAACAGUACAUAUUUCAGUUAUCAUCUCUGAAUCCUCAAGAACGUAUUGACUAUUGUCAUCUGAUUGAAAAACUAGGUGGAUUGGUGAUAGAAAAGCAGUGCUUUGAUCCCAGCUGUACACACAUUGUUGUGGGACAUCCACUUCGAAAUGAGAAGUAUUUAGGCUCUGUGGCAGCUGGGAAGUGGGUGCUUCAUCGCUCCUACCUUGAAGCAUGCAGGACUGCUGGACACUUCGUGCCGGAAGAAGACUAUGAAUGGGGAAGCAGUUCCAUACUUGAUGUUUUGACUGGAAUCAAUGUACAGCAACGAAAACUAGCACUUGCAGCAAUGAGAUGGAGAAAAAAAAUCCAGCAAAGACAAGAAUCUGGCAUUGUUGAGGGAGCAUUUAGUGGGUGGAAGGUUAUUUUACAUGUGGAUCAGUCUCGAGAAGCUGGCUUCAAACGCCUUCUUCAGUCAGGAGGAGCAAAGGUGCUACCUGGUCAUUCUGUGUCUUUAUUUAAAGAGGCCACACAUCUUUUUUCUGACUUGAAUAAACUGAAACCAGAUGACUCGGGAGUUAAUAUAACAGAAGCUGCUGCCCAGAAUGUGUACUGCUUGAGAACAGAAUACAUUGCUGAUUAUCUUAUGCAGGAAUCACCUCCUCAUAUAGAAAAUUACUGUCUUCCAGAAGCUAUUUCAUUUCUUCAGAAAAAUAAGGAACUUGGGCCUGGCUUAUCACAAAAGAGGAAAGCUUCUACAGAGAAAAAUAAUAUCAAAAGACCGAGAGUACACUAAUCACAUCUACUCUUCAGUUACCAAACAUUGGGGAAAAAAAAAACUAGUUACCAAACAUUAAAUGCUUUUAAAAGUUGAAAGCGACUGUGAUGGAUUUGGGUAGUUAUUUAAAGAUGAGUACCUGAAGAAUUUUGCUUCAGAGUAUAAUGAUGACCCUUCCUGAGUUUUGAACACCUGAAAUUUUAAUCACUGAAAUAUUAACUGUUUCUUAAUUAAAAGUUACCUGAAAUAACAACAAAAUACAACUCCUCAGCUAGCUUGCUGUUAAACCACAUUGAAGUAUGUUAAAAGAUGUUUAUUUUGGCCAGGCACGGUGGCUCACGCCUAUAAUCCCAGCACUUUGGGAGGCUGAGGCGGGUGGAUCACGAGGUCAAGAGAUUGAGACCAUCCUGGUCAACAAGGUGAAACCCCGUCUCUACUAAAAAUACAAAAAUUAGCUGGGCAUGGUGGUGCACGCCUGUAGUCCCAGCUACUCGGGAGGCUGAGGCCGGAGAAUUGUUUGAACCCAGAAGGCGGAGGUUGCAGUGAGCUGAGAUCGGGCCAUGCACUCCAGCCUGGGUAACAAGAGCGAAACUUCGUCUCCAAAAAAAAAAAGAUGUUUAUUUUUCUUGUAAGUAUCUGAAGCUGUAGCUUAGUGGAAAUUUUAGUAAGGUGGUGGAUUUUGCUUUAAAAUGUCUGCCUUAAUUCAUAACAAGAUUUGUCAAUCAGGAUUUAUUCAUGUUUUCCCUGAUUUUUAUCUUCUCACCAUUUUACCUCUUUUAACAGGAGCCUGAGCACAAAGUUUAAUGAGGAAGCUGGGGCUAUAAAUAUGUGUAUAUAUGUAUAUGUAUGUUUGUACAAAUCUACAUGAUGUUUGCCAAGUUUCGGUGCCAAAACUUGGAAAAUGUGAUAAUAAAGAAUAAAAGUAGUGACUCAAAUUA